GCCAAAUUUCCAUACAUAGACAAUAAAUUGUCCUUCUUCAAAUUAUUAAUAAAAAACGAGUGUCUAUACAAAUUCUAAUUUCAUAACCAAUGAACCGCAAAAUAACCAGAAGUAUAAAGCCUCCACAACCAAAUUAUCCAGUUCAAAAGAUUGAUAGAUUGGUAGAACACACUGAAAAUUUCUUUACUAGAUAGUUUUUGAGGGUGAAGUUGAAAUUUUGCAUCUGUCAGAAAUCCGCUGUCAGACAUUUGCUUGUAUCUUUGAUUGAUGUGAUAAGACAGUAUCAAUUUUUUACGCAUAUUUUAUCUCCAAUUGCAUUUUUAAUCAAUGGUAGAAUCUUUUGAUUAAAAAACAACCAUCCGAUGAAAAUUUAGCUAUCAGUUCUAUUAGCAGCAGUUGUGAUUCAGGAAUCAAAAGAAGAAGUUUCAACAAGAGAAAAAGUAUUAAAACUGCUAAUUAACUUUUGGAGACCAAGAAGAAAUGAAGUUUAUUAACUCGUUGACAAUUUCCCUCAAAGACGCAAUUGGAGCUGAGAAAAAACUGGCCUGGGAUGGACAGCAACUACUUUGGUUUACAAAUAUGGGUCCGAAACUGGCCAAAAUUGCCCGGUCGAUCGAGCUGAGAUUUGAACCCUACGUGCGAAAGGCCGGCGAGCCGAUGCUAAACCGAACAGAAUUCCGAAACCUGUGCGUGGCCAUGCUAUCAGAGGACCUUGGGGUGACGCGUGACGAGCUGCGAGGAGUGGACUUCGACGCCGCUUUCAACACCCACACAAAGGCACAAAACGACGGAUUUCGAGACCAAGUCAGGGCACUUUGUCUGCUGAGGUGCCUCGUCUCUCCAUUUAAGGAGCCGAGUAACUUCUUCUACUGGUUUGCCCUUUGCGACACAAACAAGAACGGAGGACUGGACGUGUACGAGUUCCGCAACCUACUCCAGGAAAAGUUCCGAGGGGAGAACCAGGGCAAAGUGUGUGCACUGACAGACAAGUACUUCCCAGAAGGUGAUGACGAUAAUGUUAUGAUCAAUUUCUGGAAGAAGUUGUCGGGUAAAGAAGAAAGCGAGGUCAGUGUUGAGGAUUACAUUAAAGCGUUCCCACAAGAUCUGCUCCAAGAUUGCUCCUGUUCUGAGAUCAUGAAAAGAUGCAAAUGAAAUAUGCGAAAACUGUCAAAUUGGCUCAUUUUUACUACACCGCUUAACAGAGAUAUGCUUUUGAGCACCUAAAAUGUUUAUGAAGACUGCUAGUCUCAAACAAAGUAUUGCGUUAAGAUUUACUUGGAAGCUAUAAUUUACUGAAAAGAAUAAAAUGGUGUUUUGUGUCA
This is a messenger RNA of Symsagittifera roscoffensis, 1322 nucleotides long. RefSeq lists its product as uncharacterized. The transcript has 4 exons. Lineage: Eukaryota; Metazoa; Xenacoelomorpha; Acoela; Convolutidae. The coding region runs from base 481 to 1152 and encodes 223 amino acids. Gene Ontology annotation, molecular function: calcium ion binding. The record is from RefSeq and is a predicted model, not a curated record.